AUGCCGCCUACCGUACGCCAACACUCCUCGGGCUCUCUCGAUGCAUUCGAACCUGUUAUGGUGACUCCGGUGAUCGGAAACGAAUUCACCAAGGGUAAUUGCAACAUCGUGGAUGAUAUUCUGAAUGCUCCAAACGCCGACGAGCGUGUCCGUGAUCUCGCUAUCAUGAUCGCCGAGCGUGGCGUUGUAUUCUUUCGAGCCCAGGAUAAUCUCACAAAUGACCUCCAAAAAGAACUCAUUCUCCGCAUGGGCCAUUUAACCGGUCGUCCCGCUGACCAUGGCCUCCACAUUCACCCAGUGACCAACGAUGCGCGCGAAUUCGGAGACCCAGACCCCGCCAUCAGCACAAUCAAUUCGGAAGGUCGCAAGAAGCUCUACAAGGACUCCGAUUAUACGCGCAUGGCUGCUGUGUGGCACAGUGAUAUCGCAUUUGAAGAUGCGCCCGCCGAUUUCUCUUCUUUGAGAUUAGUACAACUCCCCAAAACUGGUGGUGAUACACUUUGGGCUUCUGGAUAUGAGAUCUAUGAUCGGAUCAGCAAGCCUUAUCAGAAGUUCUUGGAGUCAUUGACUGCCACUUAUGAUGGUGUGGGAUUCAGAAGAAUGGCCGAGUCGGGGAAGUUUGAGUUAUAUGCUGGUGAAAGAGGUGCACCGGUUAAUAUUGGACCAAAGCUUUGUGCUGAACAUCCGGUGGUACGAACUAAUCCGAUUACUGGGUGGAAAUCUAUCUUCGCAGUUGGAUCUUUCCCAUCGAAAAUCAAUGGCUUGAACCGCAAAGAGAGUGCUACCAUGCUACAGUGGUUCAACGAUCUUAUAACAUUUGGUCAUGAUCUCCAAGUCCGCUUCAGAUGGAACGAUGCAAAUGAUAUCGCCAUCUGGGAUAACAGAAGUGUCUUCCAUACUGCAACUGGAGAUCACGAAGGAUUUGGCCCUCGAAGUGGCAACCGAGCUGUUGGCGUGGGAGAGGUACCCUACUUUGAUCCGUCCAGCAAAUCCCGACGUGAAGAUUUAGGAAUCAUGAAUGAUCUAGCUCCCUGCCAUUUUUAA
Messenger RNA from Penicillium malachiteum, 1044 nucleotides. Its product is annotated as TauD/TfdA dioxygenase family protein. The transcript is spliced from 5 exons. Bases 1 to 1044 code for a protein of 347 amino acids. Gene Ontology annotation, cellular component: cytoplasm. The record is from RefSeq and is a predicted model, not a curated record. Lineage: Eukaryota; Fungi; Ascomycota; Eurotiomycetes; Eurotiales; Aspergillaceae. Gene Ontology annotation, molecular function: 2-oxoglutarate-dependent dioxygenase activity.